Messenger RNA from Mus caroli (Ryukyu mouse), 801 nucleotides. Its product is annotated as zinc finger protein 565-like. NCBI's taxonomy places the organism in Eukaryota, Metazoa, Chordata, Mammalia, Rodentia, Muridae. Gene Ontology annotation, biological process: regulation of DNA-templated transcription. The record is from RefSeq and is a predicted model, not a curated record.
UUAUCGGCAAUACUGCUUUUCCGACUUUGGACUACACUUCCCACAAGGCACUGCGGGUCGCUUAUCCGUCUCCCACGCGCAAACCUGGCCGCCUCUUGUGAUUUGGGGUUUCUUAGAGUAGAUUGUUGUCACUUGGACCCAAAUAAGCUCACGCCUGAGUCCAUAGCGAGCUGACGUUGCUGCUCAACUUUGAUGAAACCUUUAACUUUGGCUGAAGCAGGAUGCGCGCACCUUCUACUGAGACUCAAGGAGAAGUCAGAAGGUCAGGUUGUACUGAACGCCAUGGCCCAUCAGGGAACAAUGACCUUCGGGGUCGUGGCUGUAGAGUUGUUCGAGGAGUGGAGGUGCAUGGAGCCUGCCCAGAGGGAUUUGUACAGAAAUGUGACAUUGAAGAACUUCAGUUACCUGGUCUCACUAGGACUUGUCAUUUUUAAACCUGAUGUCAUCUUCUUAUUGGAGCAAGGGAAAGAGCCAUGGACGGUUACAAAUUAUAUGACACAUCCUUGGCACCCAGGGAAGUAAGACCUGGCCUUGCUGGAGACGUCAUGGGGCUAACAGGACAGUGUGGUGGUAAUACAGCUGACAGCGGUCACCUGAGUGAUUGUCAGGAAGCCGUCAAAACCUGCUGUAGAAUUAAGGCCCGAGUUACAGAGAAGAGCAAGGACUCUGUCAGCAUUGGCCAAGCACAUAAGAUUAACAUAAUUAAAAGCAUUCUGUAGUAGAUGGUAUGUACUUCCACUGCCUUCUAUCUUCCGUUGUUGCUAACUUAGGUAGCUAUAAAUUCGGAAAAUAUUUCAUGCA